AUGCGUGGAUUUAUCAUCGUUCUCUGCCUUGCAUUUGCCCAAGCUGAAAAAUUGGGAUACAAUUACGGACAAACUGGAUCGCAUAAUGCAUUUGAAAGCCGCUUCCGACAUAGAGGAAAUUCAGCCUCAUCCCCAUCAACAGCCCCCUCCAUCUCCAACGGAGUUGGGUCUGGACUUGACAGUAGACUUGGUGGAUACCCUACCGAUUCAGUACAAUCAGGACCAGCAGCAACAGUAGAAACCAACUAUAAUAAAGAAUUCUAUUCUUACUCGGCACCCGAGGAUGAUUUCAAUGAUAUUGCUGCUGCUGAACGUUUAGCUUCAGUAAUGCGUAAAAAUCUACGUGUCGUCUUUAUCAAGGCACCCGAAAAUAAUGGGCUCACCAAUGCUGCUCUGCAACUGGCCAAACAAAAUUCUGAAUCGAAAACUGCCAUCUAUGUGCUCACAAAACAGACUGACAUCGGCAACUUGGCCAAUCAAUUGCAAACUCUGCAACACAAUCCAGAAUCGAAACCUGAGGUACACUUUGUUAAAUAUCGUACACCUGAGGAUGCUGUUCGUGCUCAACAAAUUAUCCAACAUGAAUAUGAUGCUUUGGGCGGUUCAUCACGUCUAUCAAAUGAAGGUGUUGCUCCUGUUUUGGAUUUUUCAUCUAAAAAAGAAGAUGUAACAUCGAAUAGCAAUUUGAACAGCAAUCUGGGCACAUUUGAUGGUGUUGCAGCAUCACUAAACGCUUAUCUUCCACCUAAGUCUAGGCAUUAA
Calliphora vicina (urban bluebottle blowfly) is the source of this 762-nucleotide messenger RNA. RefSeq lists its product as uncharacterized. The transcript has 2 exons. The coding region runs from base 1 to 762 and encodes 253 amino acids. Lineage: Eukaryota; Metazoa; Arthropoda; Insecta; Diptera; Calliphoridae. The record is from RefSeq and is a predicted model, not a curated record.